AUGCUCCCUGUUGAGAUACUGUUAUUACUUUCAUUGACAUCAGUCGCUGCUCAUGUGAUACCCACACCUGUCCGAUCUCGAGAUCUUCCGGCCCCAGUUCCACUGGCAGACGACCCUCUGAAAAGUGUCGCAAACAGCAUUCUCAGCGCGGCUGCCUCGACGGAUGGGCUGUUAACCGUGGGACCUCAAGCGACGACACCAGCAUCUGGCGACCCUGACCCCGUCGAGACGACAAUAACUUCUUCAAGGCAGACGACAAGCACUCAGAGCGGGCGGACGAGUCAAACAGGCACGGCGACGGGGACAGCGAGCACGCAGUCUUCUUCGAGAAGCGACAGCGAUCCAGAUAGUUCCUCGACGCCGGGCGUAUUCGCGUCUAUCGGCGGCACGCAGACGGCGCAGAGUACUCUCUCAGAUGCGGGCUCGGGUUCAGCAACCGCAAACUCAGCCGGUCCCACCACGACGGGCGCCAGCGGCAGCAGUUCCUCAAGUACCGGAUCAUCGUCUACCGCUCCUUCAGGCUCAGACCCGUCGGACCCGAAUCCUUCAGAUCCUUCCUCGUCGUCACCGUCGUCGUCGUCGUCGCCUUCUACCAACCGCAAAUCCGCAAACCUCUCAACGGGCGAAACCGUUGCCGCAGUCAUCCUCCCCAUCUUGGGAUUGCUGGUGGCUCUCUUUCUGCUUUUGCGCUUCUGUCCGCCCUUGAAGAGAAGGUACCGUGAGUGGCGCCAGGAUCGCCUGGAACGCUCCGCGUACCGGCGCGCACUCGACGACCCCGUCAUGUCAUUCUACCCGCGCAGCCGGAUCCCGCGACCGCUCAGUUUCGGUUUCUCGAUGCCUCCUACGGCCCAGCAGAUCGAGAGAAGCCCUUUGAACGGGGAAGCCGGUGGCAGCCAACACUCGGAGAGUGGACCGAAUGGGACUGCUCAUAUAAUCGGCGUCGCUGUGCCCAUGCCUGUGUCGGGCAGGUUCGGGCAUGGACACAGCAGGAGCAUCAGUCACUCGAGGACGAUGAGCAGUAUAUCGGAGGAGAGCGAGGGCGUAUACGAAGACGCCAGGAGCGAGCGUGGUUCGUCUCGUGAGAGGAACCAUGGUGGCAAUGUCAAUGGGGAUGCGAAUGGCGGAGGAGAUUGA
Molecule: messenger RNA, 1134 nt
Organism: Exophiala spinifera
Lineage: Eukaryota; Fungi; Ascomycota; Eurotiomycetes; Chaetothyriales; Herpotrichiellaceae
Exons: 1
Coding region: 1-1134 (377 amino acids)
Source: RefSeq, a predicted model, not a curated record